Molecule: messenger RNA, 1206 nt
Organism: Nasonia vitripennis (jewel wasp)
Lineage: Eukaryota; Metazoa; Arthropoda; Insecta; Hymenoptera; Pteromalidae
Gene: Gr40
Product: gustatory receptor 40
Exons: 4
Coding region: 1-1206 (401 amino acids)
Biological process (GO): sensory perception of taste
Cellular component (GO): membrane; axon; dendrite
Source: RefSeq, marked inferred
AUGUUUAUAAAAGAUUUUAUUAAUAAAAAAGAUAAGGUUUUCGUUAAAUUUAUAUUUUAUUAUUUCAAAGUGCUCGGUACGGCAACGAUAAGUUUCAAUACUGAAUCGACGAAAAGUCGCAAAAGAAAUGAGUGGAAGUUUACGCAUUCAAAGAGCAGUAUUAUGUACAACAUUGGUCUAAUUAUUUUUGUAACAACAGUUAGCAGUUUUGGAUUUAUCUACGCAAGCUUUCAGCACCAGACAAAUUUUAAAAAAUUCGAAAGAGUAACCGAUCGCGCAGAGGAUGUAUUUAAUAUUUUAUCGGUUACGAUUAUUAUGAUGAUGUUUUGCUUCAAAUAUAAAAAUAUGGCUGGAAUCGCUAACAAAAUGUCCAUGAUAUACCAGUCUUUGAUUUCUUCAUGUCCUCAGACGCUUUAUAAAAGCUUCACUGACAACAUUUUAUUGCAUAUCAUUCUAAUUAUUUCACCUUACAUUAUCAUUUGGCCAUUUAUAAUUGUUUUUAACUUUAUUAAUUUUCCGGAAUUUGAAAUUUACAAUUUCACGAUAUUUAUGAAUGAUAUCGUCAUAACAGCUCUAUUAAUGCAUUAUUCUACGGUUUUAAUAUUGCUUAAAUACUUCUUUAAAAUGUUCAAUGUGAGGUUAUCCUUUAUGUUGGAAGAACAAGAUUACUUGUGUGAAAUUCAAUACUUAAACUGCAAUAAUCGCUCAAAAGGAAAAAUUAAAGAAUUAUUUCACAUGCGUAAAUUGUACGCAUCAUUGUAUGAAGUAUCUCAGGAUGUAUCUAGCUUUUAUUCCGGGCCAAUGUUUCUAUGCAUUUUUAAAAUAUUAGUAUCAGCUACUCUUUCAUUGUAUUACGUUGCAAAGCCUAUUAUCAUUGACAGUCAUACUAUCUUAAAUGUUGAGAUCAUACGCAAUAGUAUGUUUGGCCUCAUCUACGCUACAGCACUAUUAAUUUUUACUACACUUGUUACGCAAACUGCUAGAGAGAGUGUUAAAACACGAGAAAUCACUAACCGUUGCAUAAUCAAUUUCGAGAAUAAAUACAUCAUCAAAGAGUUAAGCCAGUUUUCAACAUUCCUACUGCAAGCUGAUGUGACCUUUACUGUCUAUGGGUUUUUUUCACUGAACCAAUCAUUGCUGACAUCGAUGACAGCGUCUAUGACUACGUACCUAGUAAUUAUUUUGCAAUUUCAACAAAAUAAUUAG